This is a messenger RNA of Diutina rugosa, 4152 nucleotides long. Its product is annotated as putative helicase. Gene Ontology annotation, molecular function: ATP binding; protein binding; RNA binding. Gene Ontology annotation, cellular component: intracellular anatomical structure. The record is from RefSeq and is a predicted model, not a curated record. NCBI's taxonomy places the organism in Eukaryota, Fungi, Ascomycota, Pichiomycetes, Serinales, Debaryomycetaceae. Bases 1 to 4152 code for a protein of 1383 amino acids. The transcript has a single exon.
AUGGGCAAGAAGAAGACUGUGACACCAUCGACUGAGCCAAACACUAAUACUACAAAAAAGGGAAAUGGACUGAAAAAGAGCGAUACACUGGAUCCAAUUCCAGCUACCAAAAACAAAAAGGGGAAACGCGACCAAACACCAGAACCAACUGUGGAUGCACUGAAACCUCAAAGAGGUUUAGCGAUUGGAGACAAUUUUGGAUGGACAGGUAAACUCCCCGCCACCUUGCUUUAUGAACAUUGCCAAAAGAACAAGUGGGGCAAGCCGAUCUUUGAUAUGCGCAAAUCUAGUAAAGGUUUCACAGGUGUGGUAAAGUUGAGCUGGGAGUCUCCUAAACGUGAGAUGGUGGAGUUAGUAAUGAUUCCUGACUCUGAAACAUACUCUCCCAAGGCAACGACAAACGAAGCUAGGCAUUAUGCUGCUACUUACGUGUUGUAUCGCAUAAACUACAUGAAAAAUAUGAAACUUAUGUUGCCAGUCAUAUUUCGAGACUACUGGAGUGAGUUAGAAAAGUCGAGAUUGGCUUUGGCCAAGGAAAAUAAGCGAGCUCAUGAUGAAAAGUACAACCCUCAUCCAUUCCAAGUCAAGCUAGACCAAGACGAUCGCCGCAAGAAGGAGGCCAAAGAGCGCGAGGCCCGCAAGCAAAGCGAAGCGAAAACAAAGAAGCCCGUUGUAUCAUUGGGAUCUACAGCUUCAAGUCAUCAUCCGGCUGCUUUGGAAAAAACUAGAAGAACGUUUCCUCGAUCAGUGUGGGAAAGGGCACCUUUUAUCGAUUUUCCUCCAGAUAUUCGUUCCAAGAUUGAGCGUCAAAUCACGAAACAUCUUAAAUGGAACUCCUCGAAGAAAGUUUCUUCUUCCAAUGAUCGUGCAAGUUUAGUGUCGUUUGGAUUUCGUCCGCAACAUGUUGAUGAAGCAUUUGAACAUACAGGUAAUUAUAAUGAUGCUUUAGAAUGGCUCUUAUUCCAUAUCCCUGAGGAUGAUUUACCACCUCUUUUCUCUAAACAGGAGAAGGAUCUGGGGGCUCAAUUCAAAAUUUCUCGAGAUAUCAAGCAAGAGUAUAUGAUGCAAAGAAUGCUACAACUGGGUUUCGAUUACGACGACAUUGUUGACAGUUUGGCCAAACAUGAAAAUGAUGAAGUUGAGACUGCAGUAUUUUUGACAAAUCGCUUGUUGCGUUUCGCGAACGUUGAGUCGGUUGAUGAUACAGAGUUCAAAGAAGACUCACAGUUACUUUGGGAGCAGGAAGUAGAGGGACUCGAGCUCAUGGGUGAUCAUAAGGGAUCCUACCUUAACGAUCGUAAAACUAUUGUGGACAUUCCUUUGUCCCCUCCGACACUCAAGGGAAUGCUUAAACUUCGGGUGUUUCGGGGUUCACAGUAUCCUGACCAAUUUCCAGGUAUUCAUUUGGUGGUAACUGAAACAUCUUAUAAGCUUGCUAACUAUAUCAAGCUCCUGAUCAUUAGGAAGUUGGGUGAAUAUUUACAACCAAUGUUGGGGGGGCCAAUGCUAUUCACAAUGAUCGAAUGGCUUGAAGAGAAUGUCGCGCAGAUCAUUGCGAAUCCAGGUAAUUUGGUUACACUGCCUAUCAAUAUAAAGAACUCAGUGAAGGCGAGCAACCAGAAGCCCACGAAGAACUCUGGGAAGCGGCUCGUUCUCACUGAUGACGAUUUUUCGGCGAUCAAACAAGACUACACUCGUCGAAUGAGUGAUGAACAGACAAGGAAGAUGGUAGAAGGGCGCAAGAGCCUUCCUGCUUGGGGAAAGAGAGAUCAAUUAAUUGACAUUAUAAGUCUGAAUCAAGUCACUCUCGUCACAGGUGAGACCGGUUCAGGUAAAUCGACCCAAAUUGUUCAGUUCAUUCUUGAUUAUCUUAAUUCUCAGAGUAAUUAUCUGUCCAAAAUAUUAUGUACUCAACCGAGGCGAAUUUCAGCUAUUGGAUUGGCCGAGCGUAUUAGUGAGGAAAGAGGUGCCAGAGUUGGUCAGGAAACUGGUUAUAUCAUCAAGGGCGAAAACAAGACCUCGCCCAGAACCAGGAUACUGUUUGUGACAACUGGUGUUCUAUUGCGAAUGUUGCAACUGGAACUCAGUCUGAAUGGGAAUCUAUUCAAGUAUUUGCACUAUAUUUUCGUCGAUGAAGUUCAUGAGCGACUGGUUGAUCUGGAUUUGUUGUUGAUCAUUCUCAAGCAGAUUUUGCCAAAAUAUCCGAAUCUUAAAGUCGUCUUAAUGAGUGCAACCAUAGAUACCACAAAGUUUAUACAGUUUUUCGACACCACUGUGAAUCACAUCCACAUUGAGGGGCGUACUUUCCCGAUUGCCGAUGUGUAUCUUGACGAAUUGCUUGAGAAAACGAAUUUCACCAUUGAGCGUAAUGGUGAGUUGAUAGUGCCGAAAUCGGAUUCUGAGUUCUUCCAAAGAGGUACCAUCAACUAUAGCUUAGUUGCGCAAGUGUGCAAAAUGGUGGAUGCAGAUUUGACAGUCGCAGCAAGUCAAGGGAGUAUUCUUGUGUUCAUGCCAGGUAUAAUGGAAAUUUCAAAGUUAAUAAGAGAGCUUGAGAAUGUUCUUAACGGAUCAAUCAUGGCUGUUCCCCUUCACUCGGCGUUAUCCAGCCAAGACCAAAAACAAGUAUUCAAAAGACCUCCCAAAGGCUCACGAAAGAUAGUCGUUUCUACUAACAUUGCCGAAACAUCUAUUACGAUUCCUGAUUGUGUUGCAGUUGUUGAUUGUGGGCGCUCGAAGCUGAUGUUUUUUGAUUCAAAACUCAAUACAACGAGGCUUGUCGAAAAUUGGUGCUCACAAGCUGAGGUAAAGCAACGCCGUGGGCGUUCUGGACGUAUCACGAGUGGUACCUGUUAUCAUAUUUACACGCGAGAGACCUUUGAGAAGAUGUCUCUGCAACCUGUCCCCGAGAUAAUGCGUACCCGUCUUGAAAAUCUUUUCCUCGUAGUGAAGGCGAUGGGGAUAACUGAUGUCGCAAGAUUUCUUUCAAGCGGAUUAGACGUCCCUGAUGCUUCAAACAUGCUAAAGGCUUCACAACAUUUACAGGACAUUGGAGCCAUUGAUGAAUCCGGCCUAUUGACUCACUUAGGACUGCAUUUAUCAUAUUUACCCACUGACAUUGGUAGUGGUAAAAUUUUGAUAUUAGGUUGCAUAUUUGGAUGUCUUGAACCUUGUCUUGUGCUCGCAGCUAGCGCUUCGACGGGGUCGCCUUUCCUCAACUUGCAAGAUGAACGUGAUGAAAUCAAGAGAAUUCAAAAAAAAUGGGCAGACGAUCAAGGGGAUAUGGUAGCGAUAUGCAAUGUGGUUCAAGCUUAUGAAGAAGAUCAUUCGAAAGGGUUUUUGGCGUUGAAUAAACUAAAAUACUUGACAAUGCAAGAAAUCUUGCUGACGAAACGCCAAUACCUUUCUUUACUCCAGGAAAUUGGAUUUGUGCCAAUGAACUAUAACUCGAACAAGGGCUAUUUAAACAGAAACCUGACCAAUUAUCAACUAUUGCGAAGUGUCAUCGCUGGGGCAUUCUAUCCUCAGAUUGCUCGAGUAGAGUUGCCAAGUCCCAAAUACUUCAAGCUGAGCCUGGGCUCGGUAGCAGUUGACCCUGACGCCAAAAAGAUAAAGUUGUUUGUCAAGAAUGACGAUUAUAAUCAAGCCGAUUUGGAGUCGACAAAUCUUCCGGCUAAUCGUGUAUUCAUACACCCAAGUUCUGUUUUCUUUGGAUCAAAUGAUGUUCCACAAGGUAUAGAUAUGGAGCAAAUUCUCACUGAGGAUGGCGAAGUGGAUAUGGCAAAAGCUCGUGAGCUUUUCGAUCUUACUCCAAAGUCAGCAUCUUCAAGUUCGAACUUAUUCAAGAACUCAUUCAUGCUGUUUCGCUCUAGUCAUCAUACUACGAAAUUAUACUUGCGUGAUUUGACACCAACCCUGACUUUUGGUGCUCUCAUGUUUGGCGGUACGAUUGACUAUGAGGUAAGCGGGAAGACAUCCCCGGGAAUCGUGUUGGAUCUGUGGCUUCCCAUCAGAACUUGGUGCAAGAACGCAGUUUUGAUCAAGAAGUUACGAAUGUUGUUAGAUGAAGCAUUGGAUGAGCAACUUGGAAACCCAACUCACGAAGUCAGCGAAGUCUUGCAGAUUAUUGAACGCUUGUUGCUGAAUCAUUAUUAG